AUGCGCAAGGCCCUAGUGGACCCUGAGAUUGAUAACACAGACAAACUGGUGAUAAGAGUCAAUCAACUAAUUGAUCAAGGACUAAUAACGCACGA
Gregarina niphandrodes is the source of this 95-nucleotide messenger RNA. RefSeq lists its product as hypothetical. The annotation marks the transcript as partial. The record is from RefSeq and is a predicted model, not a curated record. NCBI's taxonomy places the organism in Eukaryota, Apicomplexa, Conoidasida, Eugregarinorida, Gregarinidae. The transcript has a single exon.